AUGUCCUCGCGCACAGCAUCCCUCCGCUCACUCUCACGCGCAACGGCGACAACGACGGCGACCUCCCCGGGAAUCCGCCUGUUCUCAGCCACCGCGCGCCGAGCCGCGCCCUCCGCACAUCGCGCGCUCGUCUUCCGCGAGCACGGUGCUCUCAACGACGCGCUCUCUGCGCACACCUUCCGCGCCCUCUCGCCGCCCGGGCCAGGGCGCGUCAACGUCCGCGUGCGGCUCGCACCCGUCAACCCGAGCGACGUGAACGUCGUCGAAGGCGUCUACCCGAACAAGCCCUCGCCCGAGACACUGCUUCCGCCCGACUCUGGCGGCACACAAGACUUCAGCGUCGCGGGCGGCGAGCCCGUCCAGAGCGUGGAUGGAGGUGAAGGCACGGGGGAGGUGUACGUGCCCGGGAACGAGGGUGUCGCGGAGGUCACGGCGGUCGGCGAGGGCGUGAGUGGGCUGGAGGUCGGGGACUGGGUCGUCUUUGCGAAGACGCAGCCGGGGACGUGGGCGAGUGCGCGGCAGGUGGGGGCGCGGGAUGUGAUCAGGGUGGACAAGGAUGCGGGCGAGGUCACCGCUGCGAUGCUGUCUGUCAAUCCGCCGACGGCCUUGUGUCUCUUGCGGGAGUUUGUGCCGCUGAAGGAGGGAGACUGGAUCGUGCAGAAUGGCGCCAACAGUGCGGUCGGCCAGCUCGUCAUCCAGAUCGCCGCCCAGCGGGGCAUCCGCACUCUCAACUUCGUCCGCAGCCGGGAAGAACAGGCCAACAACGCGCUCGUGAAGCACCUCGGCGCACUCGGUGCAACGCAUACGUUCACGUACGACGCGCUCGCCGACCGCACGCUCACCGCGCACAUCAAGCAACUCACCCACACCGCCCCGCCGCGCCUGCUGCUGAACUGCGUGUCCGGCCCGCAGACGACGGGGCUGCUCCGGCUGCUCGGGCAGGACGCGCAGCUCGUGUCGUACGGCGCGAUGUCGAAGCAGCCGCUCGCGCUCCCAGCGGGCGCGCAGAUCUUCCGUGGCCUCGUCGCGCGCGGCUUCUGGAUGAGCGCGUGGUAUGCGGCGCACGCGCGCAAGGAGCGCGAGGCGCUCUUGGAGGAGGUCGUCCGGCUGAAGUUGGAGGAGCCGAGGCAUACCGUGUUUACGGUGCAGGCGGGGUGGAGCGACGAGGAGGCGGGGAGGAGGGUGAGGGAGGCGCUGGGCGUGCAGGGGAGGAGCCCGGGUGGGGAGAAGGUGUUGUUGAGGGUUGAGGACCCCGUGGUGUGA
Molecule: messenger RNA, 1263 nt
Organism: Rhodofomes roseus
Lineage: Eukaryota; Fungi; Basidiomycota; Agaricomycetes; Polyporales; Fomitopsidaceae
Product: NAD-P-binding protein
Exons: 7
Coding region: 1-1263 (420 amino acids)
Biological process (GO): fatty acid metabolic process
Cellular component (GO): mitochondrion
Molecular function (GO): trans-2-enoyl-CoA reductase (NADPH) activity
Source: RefSeq, a predicted model, not a curated record